AUGAGUGGCGUUGAUAAAAAGUUAAAUCACGACUCUUCUGUUCAGAAGAGAAUGAUGAAGGAAUAUGCAAGUGGCGUGCUACCAACCUUGUCAAAAUUUGAAUUUAUUACCACUGAUGAGAAUAUUAGAGAUGAUGAUGAAGAUGCUCCUCUCUAUAAAUUCCCUUUGAAAAAGAUUGUUAUUAGUGAUCAAUCUAAAAUUGUUGAUGGUAUUGAAGUUGAGUACAUGUGCAAGAUGAGCGCACCAAAUUUCAAGAGUGAUGACGCAAGAAACUUUCACAAUUACACUCCAUCAUGUAACAUUUUCAAUUCGCAAUCAAUUGAAAAAGACGAAAAAUUGAGUAGUGUGGAGGAAAUUUAUGUCUUUGUGCCUGGAAACCCUGGAAAUUGCCUCAUCUAUCACGAGUUCUUGGAACGUUUAUGUGAAAGAUUAGACAAUCAGGAAGAAGAAAAAAACAGAUUGGUAAUUGCUGUUAGUUUGAGAGGUCAUUCCUAUUACUAUCCUUCCCAAUUUUGGCAAGGUUUGACCUUGUUUAAAUCCAACUCUUCCUCCUCCUCAUUAUACCAUUCGUUAGAGGCAUACAAUUUAAAUGAUCAGGUCGAUUAUUUUACAUUAAUUGUGCAAAAGUUGCAUAGACAAUUUCCAAAUGCCAAACUUAUCUUACAGGGCCACUCCGUUGGGUGUUUUUUGAUUUCCAAAGUUAUGGAGCGAUUGAAUGUUUGCAAAAAGAAAUCUCACCACCCAAUAGUUCAGCCUCUUACACAAACAAUUGUAGAUAAUGCAGUUGACAAAUUAAUAUUCUUUUAUCCGACUGUUCAAAACAUGCACAGUGAAACUCCUAAUGGACAAUCUUUGCUUCAGUAUGCAAUCAAAGCUCCUCUUAGAGUUUAUCUUGCCAAUUUACUCUACAAUUUAGCUUCACCAAUUCUUCCAACAUUUGUGAUUAGAUUGUCAAGAAGAUCGUCACCAAUUCUUGUUCCAUGGAUUCCUUACUAUGUUGAUAGUAUGAGAAUUAUUAAGAAUGUUACAACCUUAGCUAGUCAUGAGUUUGAAGAAAUUUUGGAUUCUUUUGGAAAUGAUUCAUCUCAAAAUACUUUCAAAGAUGCUAUGAGAGAUCACAAAGAUAAGUUGAGGGUUAUCUUCUCUACGGCUGAUCUUUGGGUUCCAAGAAAACACGUUCUCUCAUUCUUAGAUCAUGUAUUUGAUGUAAACUCAUAUGAAGGAAAAACCAUCCUUGAAUUGGAAAACUCAACAGUUGUGGACGAACAAGAAUUUUGUAAGAUUCUUGACAAGGCAUGUUUGAAUGUUGGAAUAUCAAAUCAAGUAACAUUUAGCCACACAACGCAACAUGCCUUUGUUAUCCAUCAAGAUAAUUUGGAAAUCACUAGUAAAUUGCCUCUAAGAUAG
This is a messenger RNA of Naegleria gruberi, 1407 nucleotides long. RefSeq lists its product as uncharacterized. The transcript has a single exon. Gene Ontology annotation, cellular component: lipid droplet. Lineage: Eukaryota; Heterolobosea; Eutetramitea; Acrasida; Naegleriidae. Gene Ontology annotation, biological process: lipid storage. Gene Ontology annotation, molecular function: lipase activity. The coding region runs from base 1 to 1407 and encodes 468 amino acids. The record is from RefSeq and is a predicted model, not a curated record.